Messenger RNA from Neoarthrinium moseri, 1482 nucleotides. RefSeq lists its product as uncharacterized. The record is from RefSeq and is a predicted model, not a curated record. The transcript has a single exon. The coding region runs from base 1 to 1482 and encodes 493 amino acids. Lineage: Eukaryota; Fungi; Ascomycota; Sordariomycetes; Amphisphaeriales; Apiosporaceae.
AUGUUGAUGCGACGGGUCCCCGGUCGGCUUGCGCCGCUCCUGUCGCGGUACGGCCUGAUCCUUACGGCGGCUCUGCUGCUAUACUGCAUCUUCCAACCAGCAUUCUCAGCCUCUGACAACCUGCGGGCCAAGGGACCCGGCGACGACCAGAGCAAUGUACCAAAAGGGGUCCCGGAGGCCCCCGACCUCCAGGCCGCCGGUGUCCCAGGACAGGUUCCAAUGGAGGAGGCGCCGCGGCGAGAGAAGGUCUACAAGCCAGCUCCGGAAACCUAUGCGCCCAUUGAGGACCCUUUCCCCUGGCUGACAGCCAACAACAAACUGCCACCAAUCUUGCCAAACAAUUUGCCUCCCGUGCCACACGUGCCGGAGCACACACCCCUACUCAUUGGGUUCACCCGCAACUGGCCUAUGCUGCUACAAUGCGUAGCCAGCUAUAUCGCGGCUGGAUGGCCAGCAGACGACAUAUACGUGGUCGAGAACACGGGCACGUUCAGAUCCAACAAGGACGGGAAGCUGGGACUGCAAAACCCCUUCUUUCUCAACCACUCCCAGCUGAAAACGUUGGGCGUGCACGUCUUGACGACGCCCACAUUACUGAGCUUUGCGCAGCUGCAAAACUACUAUCUGCAUACAGCGGUGCAGAGGGGCUGGGAGACGUUCUUCUGGAGCCACCAGGACGUGCUGGUGUUCUCGGACGAGGAGGUCAAGAAGAAGGACCGAGACCACGACUACCAGGAGGACCCGUAUGCGACCCUCUACGAGAGGGCCGUCGGGCUGAUGCGGUAUCUGAAUGAGCCGGACAUGCCCGAGUGGGCGACGCACUUCUUCGCGUACGACCACCUUACCCUAGUAAACCGGGACGCGUACCUGGAAGUCGGCGCCUGGGAUACGCACAUUCCCUUCUACGCAACCGACUGCGACAUCUACCUGCGGCUGCACUGGGCCGGGUACUGGCAGCCGCAGAGCGAGGCGGGCCUGAUCUUUGACGUCAGCGCGCCGCUGGACGACGUGGGCGCGCUGUUCCGGCUGCCGGGGUCGCACGCGACGUUCCAGGGCGACCCGGUGUUCGCGGACCCGGGGCGGCCGGGCCGCGAGGUCGAGCAGGACCAGGAGCGCGAGAUCCACGCGUGGGCGGACAAGGAGGGCGAGACGUACCAGCACCUGAUCGCGGUGGCGGAGCGCAUGUUCGAGGCCAAGUGGGUCGACGAGGGCAUCUACCGCAACACGUGGCAGACCAAGCAGAGCGGCGGCGCGGGCGAGCCCUUCUACCGCGACCCCGCGGGCUUCGAGGCCGGCAUCAAGACCAUGAUCGACGCCGGCCGCCGCGUCUUCGCCGACAAGUGGGGCCACCGCGGCUGCAACCUCAUCGAGAUGGGCAUCGGCGUCGACGACGCCUGGCGGCUGGAGCGCGACUGGGACGUCAGCGAGGGCGAGGGCCACCUCGGUGGCGAUUGGGGCAAGGACUGGACCGGGAUCGAUUAG